Molecule: messenger RNA, 4738 nt
Organism: Lytechinus pictus (painted urchin)
Lineage: Eukaryota; Metazoa; Echinodermata; Echinoidea; Temnopleuroida; Toxopneustidae
Product: septin-11-like
Exons: 8
Coding region: 47-1141 (364 amino acids)
Biological process (GO): cytoskeleton-dependent cytokinesis; intracellular protein localization
Cellular component (GO): septin ring; septin complex; microtubule cytoskeleton
Molecular function (GO): molecular adaptor activity; GTP binding; GTPase activity
Source: RefSeq, a predicted model, not a curated record
UCCAUGAUUCAUUGUAGGUGAGACUGGCCUUGGCAAAUCAACGUUAAUGGACACCUUGUUCAAUACAGAGUUUGAGAAUGUACAAGCAACCCACACACUGCCUGGUGUAGAACUUAAGGCUAAUACAUAUGAGCUGCAAGAAUCUAAUGUAAGACUGAAGCUUACCAUAGUGAAUACUGUUGGAUUCGGUGACCAGAUCAACAAAGAUGAAAGUUACAAGUCCAUUGUUGAGUACAUUGAUAGUCAGUUUGAGAACUAUCUCCAGGAAGAGCUGAAGAUCAAGAGAGCAUUCCACAUGUACCAUGACACCCGUAUCCAUGCCUGUCUAUACUUCAUUGCACCAACUGGUCAUUCCCUCAAGUCAUUGGACCUGGUCACCAUGAAGAAGCUAGAUAGUAAGGUCAAUAUCAUCCCUGUCAUUGCUAAGGCUGAUACCGUCUCAAAGAGUGAACUUCAUAGAUUCAAAAUCAAGAUCAUGAGCGAGCUUGUGAGCAAUGGAGUUCAAAUCUACCAGUUUCCUACUGAUGAUGAAACUGUUGCAGAUCUCAACUCAACCAUGAAUGGCCAUCUUCCCUUUGCUGUAGUAGGAAGUACAGAAGAAGUGAAGAUGGGUAAUAAGAUGGUGAGAGCUAGGCAAUACCCAUGGGGAAUCGUUCAAGUUGAGAAUGAGAACCACUGUGACUUUGUGAAGCUUCGUGAGAUGCUGAUCAGGACUAACAUGGAAGAUCUGAUUGAACAAACACACACUCGUCACUAUGAGCUUUACAGGAGAUGUAAACUUGAGGAAAUGGGCUUUGUUGAUACUGCUGCUGACAAUAAACCAAUGAGCCUGCAACAAACAUAUGAGCUGAAGAGAGAGGAACACAUAAAGGCUCUGCAGAUCAAAGAAGAUAAGAUGAGACAAGUCUUUGUAGAACGUGUCAAGGUCAAAGAAGCACAACUCAAACAAAUGGAGAAAGAGCUCCAUGAACGGUUUGACAAGAUGAAGAAGGAGUACACCGAGGAGAAGAAGAAGCAAGAUGAACAGAGUCGUCUGUUGAAGGAAGAGAUCAACCUGUUCAAUCAGAAGAAGCAACAAGCUGCUGAUGAUGCUGCUCUACAUGCCUCUCAAACACUUCCUGCCAAGAGCAAGAAGAAGUGAGCUCAGAUCUUUGUGAUAUGAGAUUAAUUCACAGCAUUGUGGGAUUGAUUCUGGGAAACACACACAUACAAUGUCAUUUUAUACAAGAAGUCAGGUAUUAUGUACAGCCUUCCUAUUAUUGUUGGUUAGGGAUUCUGGACGUGAUGUGACAAGGGGCCCGUAAGACAAAGCUUAGUAAUGAUCAAAGUACAUUUAUCUACGAUUGAUUGCAUUGACUACAAUGUACAAUCAAUCGUGAAAAUCAAGCGUACAAUUGAUCGCUAAUCUUUGUGUUACAAGACCAUGGUCUCAAUUGGCGGGGGGGAGGGGAAUGGUUCUCUUUUUUUUUUAGACGUCUCCACCUUGUAACAUAAAGCUUAGCGAUUGAUCAUGGAACUGAUUUUAAUGAUCGAACAUACACAAUAAUCAAUGAAAUCAAUUGUUGAAAUGAGGCCCAUGAUCAAAUGCUAAACUUUUUUGUUACAGGGCCCGGGAUGAAGAUUUGCAGAAUUGGCGAUCUCACAUACAAACAUUCAUAACUGUUCCAUUUCUCUAGAUUUAUUUUAUCCUUUUCUCAAGUUCCCUCGGAUUGUAUUUCCCUUCAAUCAAAUGGGAUUGCAUAUCCAAAAUCACUCAGUAGGAAUUAAAAGAGUACUGUUAUUGGUCAAUAAUUGAAGGUGAAAACUGGAUGGUGUUGAAAAGCAAGUUGUUUUCUAUUAGUAGGUGAAAAUCGGAUUUAAUGGAUGCAGGUUUAUAUAAAGCACGCUUUAGUUUCUAUCUGUGUGAACAUAAUAUUUAUUACUUCUUAUUUACACAGAGUCCAUAUGAAAGUGUUGAAUUCAUGAAGAACUGUGAAAUAAAGGCCAGAAUUCGCAAAGGUGGUCUUGAAAACCGUCAGUUGAAUCCAUGGUUUUUAUGCAGAUUUACCAUAUAAAUGGGUUCAACCAGUGGUUUUGUAAACCACCUUUGUGAAUUAGGGCCAAAGUGUUUGAAGCAGGUCCUACCAGACCUAGGGGGUGUUGCAAGAAAAUAUUUGCAAUCAAUUGCAAAUAUUCUGUUGCAAUUUUACAACUGAUAAAGCAAUUUUAUCUGUAGCAAAUCAGAUUACACUCCAUGUUUCAAGAAGCAAAUCAGCAAUUAAUCACAAAUUUGCAAUUGCAAGAGUUUUGAUUGAUGUAGGGACCGAAAAAAGACUUGCGGUUGAUCGCAAGUUUCUUGCAACACCCCAUAGCAGACCUGCCAACCAGUACGUUUUAGCUGUAUUUAGUACGUUUUUGCAACCAAAAUACGGCAGUAUUUCAUAAAACGUACACAAAUAUGGUUAUUAGAUCAAUGUAAUUUCACUUAACUUGUUUUUUUUUUCAAUCAUUUUGUAAAAACCAGGGUGAGAUAUACACAAGUUUCAAUGGUUUUUUUUUUCAUCUGCAAGAGCAGUGCGCAUUUUAGCUUGCAUGCAGCUUGAGCGCCGUGAUGGGCGAGUGCGCCAUGCAUUUUAUUAUGAAAUACACUUUUUUGGGGGAAAAUACAUUUUUUUGUAUCACAGAAUACAGUUUUUCAUUCCCAGAGGUUGGCAGGUCUGCCAUAGUUAUGCUUCAUUGACAGAUGUUGCCGGGAAAACAGAAGGUAGCAAUUCUGCAAUGUGAUUCUUUUUUCACUUUUUAAGCAUAUUCAAUGUGUUUAUCAUUAAUAUUCUUAAGGAAAAGCGAAUAGAUUUAGGAAGAUAAAUUCAUGACAUUGGACCAAGCCGUUCUGAAUGUUGUAUGAGAUGUAUUUUGUUAACUGUCUCAUAUAUGCCACUCAAUCGAAAUAUAUUAAUGUAGUAUUAGAGGGUAUUCUUGUUCACAAUGUGUACAGGUUGUACAAGGUUUAUACAGUGUACAUAGAGUGUAUUAGAAGGAAAAUGAUCUUUUUCUACAUAUUCAAUCAGAUGUUCAAGAUAGACAAUAGAUGUAAUAAUCAGAGGAAAUAUAUUUUCUGGUAAUUUUUGUCAAUGACAUCUUCGAAGUAAGACUGCACUUAUUGUAUGAUGUAAAACUGAAGGAAAUUAGGGAUUUCAUGAGAAAUCAUCCGUAAUUUCAGCAUCAAAAUCACAGAAAAGUAGAUCAGAAAAAUGCCUAGUGUAACUUUGCUGAAGGUAUGAAUGUUACAUAUCCAUUUAUCAUUUCAAGAGCAAUUUUCUUUUCAUUUCACACAGCCCUGUCACAAUUAUAGUUGCCUUAUAAUGUGAAUAUACAGGUUUGGAUACAAUUGUAAUGUUUUUUUAGCGAUACUAUAAUCGAUAUGAUAUUUCCCACCAAGCCAUGAGUUCAUUGAGUUGUAACCAUGUUCUUGUGCUGCACUGACAUGUUAUUCCUUACAUAAUCAUAUAUUUAUCAUUUUAAUAUUUCAUUGUAAAUUUAUGUAUUUGCUAAUUGCUAAUCAUUACUAACAACCAUAUACAUAUAGUAUAGUGUACAAUAUAGAUUUUUCUCACAAUUAUGAUUGAGUCAAAUUUAAAUCAAUUUAUGAGGAAAUGAUUGCAUAGAAAGAUUUAGUAAUCAGGAAGUGGGAUCAGAUUUAGAAAUUAAAAAAAAUGAAGGUUUGCAUGAAGAAAAGGAGCAUGUGAAUAUUGAUCAAGAAUGCAAACUUAGCUCUUCCAUUUUUAUUGUCUAUGAAUAUUUAAAGUGUAAUGACGUCAUACAAAAUAUUAUUUUGUAGAUUUGGUAAACCUUUUUUUUUAUUUUCAUUGGUGCUAUGAUAUACAAAAUAGCAUACAUGGAAAUCCCAAUGCAGCCAGAAGUUAAUAAUAGAAAGUGAUAGCAUACAUACUAUAUAUGUGAACUGUAUCACUAAUCUAAUUUGUAUAUAUUAUUAUUUGUCAUGUUUUUUUAGUUUGUGCAAAUGUAUUUAUGUAUGUCAUUUAUGCUACUCUUACUUUUUAAAACAUCAUAUUAUGCAAGUAUUUAUUUUCUGUUAGCUCUAACAAAAUACCAUGUAAGGCCAUUGAUUUCUAUCUCUGUUCCUUUUUUAUUCUGUUUUGGUUCUAACUAUUGGUUUGUUCAAAGUCAGGGGCGUAAUUUUGAUCAUGCUGUUUGGAAGGUUUAUCAACGUGAAGUGUAUGAAUCAGAGGUUUUGAACAUUAUAUGAUCAAAUUGGGAAUUAAAAUGGGACUCAUGUUUGUAACGUUUUAUUGUAAAAUUAUUUGGAUGGGACUGUCAAAAUUCCUGAAGUUGAAAGUAGUAUCUGACCCUUUGAAAAUUUGAAUUGUUAAAUCGCCAUAGUUUUCAUAAUGGGAAUUAGCCUUGUUUUAAUUGUAUUUUGAAAGUCCUAUGAUGAAAUUAUUUUUCAACCCAGAGCAUUUCUAUGGAGAAAACAUGUUUAUUAAUUUAGAAUGUUGCAUUUGCUUAUUCUGUCAGAUAUAGAAGUUAGUGAAAACCCUGAAAUACCCAAAAUGCACUGGCAAAGAACAAAAAAGGUCAUAGUUCUUUUAAAAGUCUGGAUUUGUAUCCUUAUAUAUCUAACCUACAUGUAGAAUAGAAAACUUUAUUAACUCUUUGUUUUGAAGAAAGAUGUUUGUAUGCUGCUCCUGUAAAUGGACAGGAGUGAAAUAUUUAUGAAUAAAACUCAAUAAUGACAAAA